CGGCUGGCACCGGCCGCCUUCGCGCUCGCCGGCUCCUCCGAGGCGGCCGGGGAGGCGCACCGGCGGCGAAAAGGCGCGCGUCCUCUCCCGACUCCUCGCUUCCUAGUGCGCCCCGGCCUCGCGAAUUCGGCGAGUUAUUGUGUCUCUGGCCCGGCGCCCGAAUUCGUGUCUCGGGCUGCUCUCCCCGCCCCGGAUUGCGUUCCAUUCUUUCUCCGCCGGAGCACGCCGAGCGCGCCAGCCGCGGCCGCAGCCAAGCCCCGCGGCCACCGUGCGCUCCCGGGGAGGUGCGGCGUCCCCCGGGGGGGAGGGGGGUCCCCCACGCUCCGGGUCACCCACGCACUUAGGAAUCUCAAGGGACUGUCAGCCGAAGUUUCUCCCCUCCCGCCGACCGAGCGAGCGACAGGGCUGUGGCCCCCCUCCCCUCCCUUCCCUCCCUCCCUCCCAUCCCCCCCUCCCCGAGACCCACCGGACCCCGAAGCCAGGGUGACACUUCCCAAGUCUCCUCCGUCCUCACCCCCGGCACCAUGCAUCGGACCACACGGAUUAAAAUCACGGAGCUGAAUCCUCACCUCAUGUGUGCCCUCUGUGGGGGUUAUUUCAUCGACGCCACCACCAUUGUGGAGUGCUUGCAUUCCUUCUGCAAAACCUGCAUCGUGCGCUACUUGGAGACCAACAAAUACUGCCCCAUGUGUGACGUCCAGGUCCAUAAAACCCGGCCGCUGCUGAGCAUCAGGUCAGACAAAACCCUCCAGGACAUUGUCUACAAGUUGGUGCCUGGGCUUUUUAAAGAUGAGAUGAAACGGCGGCGGGACUUCUAUGCGGCGUACCCCCUGACGGAGGGUCCUCAGCCCCUUGCUCUCUCUCUGACCAACCCCUCUGAGCUGUCUCCUUCUACAGUCCCCAAUGGCUCCAACGAGGACCGCGGCGAGGUCCUAGAGCAGGAGAAGGGGGCUCUGGGCGACGAUGAGAUUGUCAGUCUGUCCAUUGAGUUCUACGAAGGAGUCAGGGACCGAGAGGAGAAGAAGAGCCUCGUGGAGAAUGGGGAUGGGGACAAGGAGAAGACAGGGGUGCGUUUCCUGCGGUGUCCAGCAGCCAUGACCGUCAUGCACCUCGCAAAGUUCCUCCGCAACAAGAUGGACGUACCCAGCAAGUACAAGGUGGAGAUCCUCUAUGAAGAUGAGCCCCUGAAGGAAUAUUACACCCUCAUGGACAUAGCCUACAUCUACCCCUGGCGGAGGAAUGGACCGCUCCCCCUGAAGUACCGAGUCCAGCCAGCCUGCAAGCGGCUCACCCUGCCCACGGUGCCCACGCCUUCAGAGGGCACCAACACCAGCGGGGCAUCAGAGUGUGAGUCGGUCAGCGACAAGGCCCCCAGCCCCGCCACCCUUCCGGCCACCUCCUCCUCCUUGCCCAGCCCUGCGACCCCCUCCCAUGGCUCUCCCAGCUCCCACGGCCCCCCGGCCACCCACCCUACCUCCCCCACUCCACCUUCGACUGCCAGUGGGGCCGCCACUGCUACCAACGGGGGCACUUCGAACUGCCUGCAGACGCCAUCCUCCACCAGCAGGGGGCGCAAGAUGACUGUUAACGGAGCUCCUUGCCCCCCUUAACUUGAGGAAAGGGACCCUCUCCCUCAGCAGCCACCUCUCCCCUGCCUUCUACUUUUUCUGGGCCCCUUUUUCCACCUUCGACUUUCCCUGGUUCCUCCCAUCUUCAGAGUGGGAGGUGGGUUUUAUAAAUAAAUCUAUCUAUAUAUAUAAAUAUAUAUAUAUGUACAUAGGAAAAACCAAAUAUACAUACUUAUUUUCUAUGGACCAACCAGAUUAAUUUAAAUGUCACAGGAAACAAACUGUGUGUGUGUGUGUGUGUGUGUGUGUGUGUGUGUGUGUGUGUGUGUGUGUGUGUGUGUGUGUAAGUGUUUGCGUCUAGGGGGUCUUCUGUAGUUUGCUCUGCUCUUCUGGGGGGAUUACCUGGUGGUCUUAGGAGGCCGUUGGAAGUAUUAAGGCCUUCUCCUGUGUUCCUUCUGCUUCCCAGGGCAGACAGAGGGCAUGGUGGGUCUCCCAGCUGACCAGAUAUGGGGUUUGUUUCCACUGUUCCCCACCCCACCCAUCUCUAAGCCCCCCGUGUUGAAUGUCCCGAGAUUGCUAAGACAGUGCCUUUGACAAGUGUGGUUUGUCCCCUGCCUGUGAGGGUCGAGUGGCCGUGGAGAAAGCAUCUCCCUCACCUCUUUGGACAGCGGGAACCUUGUGCAAAGAAUGGAUAGUUCUACCUUUUUUUAUAUUGCCCCCCCCACCUCCUUUUUUUCUUCUUUUCUGUGUGUGGCCUUUGCAUCAUUUACCUUUGUGGAAGAGAAGAUUCAGGCUACGGGGAGACCCCGGCCCUGCCAAGUCUAUGUGUGACUUUCCUCCUGCCCUACCCUGACCCAGGAACCCAUACUAGCAAGAUGGAGGUGACACUCACUGGGGGCCUAGAGUGGAGGGUUAGGACGGGUAAGCCCGGACAAGCACAGACUCCAGUUCUGCCCAAGGCCAACAGCUCUCCAGUCUGUUUCCCCAACCCUAGCUGAGGCCGAGCAGGGACAGGCACAGGCAUGCAGAAGCACAAGAAAAUAAAGUGUAAGCUAACCCCGACUCUACCUAGUGGACCACCUAUUAGGGGCAGACCUUGCCUACCUGGUUUUCCUCAAGUGUACAUAGAUGGAUGGGGGGGGCGGGGGCAGGGGGAGGGGGAGAACCAGGGUAUUGGCUCAGGUAUGUGAGGUCCUGAGCCCAUGGGUCUGUUUGCACCAUGUCCUGAGUCUGAGGUCCUGUGACUGUACCCUCCUGUCCUGGUCAUUUGUUAUCUCUUGGUUUUGUAAUAAAUGCUGCAUACUCUCU
Molecule: messenger RNA, 2876 nt
Organism: Peromyscus maniculatus bairdii (prairie deer mouse)
Lineage: Eukaryota; Metazoa; Chordata; Mammalia; Rodentia; Cricetidae
Source: RefSeq, a predicted model, not a curated record